AUGAUGGAUUGUAUUGUUGGUGAAGCACUGAGCGACGAAAAGAAGUGCCAGGUUGUCUUCGCUAACAUGUGUGAUUGCGGCAUGGAAAACGGCCACCGGAAGAGCUACACAAAAGCCACUGCCGGCGCAGCCGGGGAACCGCCGACCGGCCUGGAGAUGAGAUGCGUGCCUACCAACAGGCUCUUUGGUAAGGGGUUUCGAUUGAAAGCUUCGGUGGACUCCACUGGGGCGGUCAGCAGCGAGGUUUCGCCAAGGGGAGGCGUGCAGCUGCCGGGAUCGGAGGAGGAAGUUACUUACACUGACUACUCCAAGGUGAAGGCCGCAGCGAACGAUGCGAAUGAGAAACUCAGGACCACCCCCACUGAGGCCCAUGACAAAUCCAUUGAAGAUGAGAUGACAGAGCAGCCGAGCGGAUCUUGUGAAGGGAAGUUGACCGCUGCGGUGGAUGCGAUCGUGGCAUUUAACCCAGACAAUAUCUUUGUCAAAGUCUCGACCAAAGGAACCGGCGACUAUGUCAAGACAGAGGCUAAGGUGUCAGGUUGGGUGCGAGCUUCCGUGGAAGCAUCUGUGACGGGAGAAGGCACUUGCUCCUACGAAGCUGUCACGGGAUUUCCCAAGAAACCCGUGAAGAAGAUGUUCUGCUUCAAGGGCGGCUGCGUCAUCUUCGCAAUGCAGAUGCUUGCGACACUGAAGAUAGAAGGCACGCUGACCGGAUCGAUCACGCAAACGUACGACGUAGACUUCUACGUGGAAGGAACGGCCGAGAUCAACACAGGCGAGAUAGAGGAGUCUAAGGUGGAUGCAGUUGUGAAGAACGUCGAGUACAAGGAAGGAAUCAAAGUCGCGGCGAGCGCCACUGCUUCCGUGCGCGUGAGCGUGGGGCCAAAGUUUGUGGUCUGGCCAACUCCGGGACUUCCGUUGACCUUCUUCCCUCAAGCCCACGCGAAAGCGGUCUUGAGCAUCUAUAUGGACAUGGGCAUCACCGGAUUUGCCCUGCCGCCCCCAUUGGACAAGCUGUUCGAUGACCUCAAAGACAUGAUAAAGGAUGCCAUGGUCGAUAGUUUAAACAGCAACAGGCGACAAGGUGACCCCAAAGGGAAGUGUCUUCCGGCGGGUACCGACACAGUGGUGAAAAAAGUUGGAGACACAGCUGCGACGAUUGUUGCAAAAGUCAUUGCCAGCCUUGGCCUCCCUUUGCAGCUGCAGUUGGUGGAGCUCUUGAGCUCUGACAAGCUCUUUUGCAAGGAGCCUUGGAAGACGGAUGGCUUCGAUGAGUCGCCCUGCGCAGAACAACUUGGCUGCAGCGGGUCUGCUGGCCCUGACGGCCUGCCCGAGCCCGGGGUGGUGAAGCAGCCCGCCUCGCCGACCUUCACGGAAGUGACACCCGAAGGUGACCAUCAGUGCAAGACACAUGUUACACACCUCGCCUUCGGAGAUCACUUUCUUGAGAUCGGCAGCUUCCGCAUCGCCGAGCACGAUUGGGGGGAGUGGUUGUCCGUCACGCACAAGGACCGCUCGAAUGCGAUCAUCCUUUUCAACAAGGGCUGGCAGGCUGCCAACCAGGACACCAAUUUCCUCUCGAAUCCGAGAUGGAGGAACGAGGCCUGGACAAGGGGCAGAGGUGCAGAACACGUGAAAAGCAGCAUCAAAAUGGGCUUCCAGUUCAUCCAGAUUGGAAGCUUCCGCUUGGGCGCGGACGACUUUGCUCUCAUGGUUUCGCACGUGGACCAGGCGACCCCGGGCUGUCUUCGCGAGUGGAAGUUCAACCACGACAUUCAUGGUCCAUCAGCCCGCACCGUCCGCGACCGCCCAGAGGGACCUCCGACGGGAAUCAGCGUGGGAUGGGCGUAUCUCCAGAUCGGCCAGUUUCGCUUGGGAUACACCGGUUCUUCUGUGGUGAUAUUGAAUGCCAAGGGUGGAAUGGCCACCAACAGGCUGAUUGAGCAGUGGCACAGCAAUGGUCAUCUUGACGUCAAGAACGUGGCAGCCCUUGACAACGAGGGCCUUCGCAAAAGCUUCGUCAACCGACCCGCGCAUAAAUUCCCAUGUCCUCAGAUCGGCGAUAUGGCCUUUGGCCCCUGCGAUCAGAGCUUUGGUGCAUGGGGCGACCGCUUCGUGCAGCUCGGCAAGUUUCGUCUGGCAGCCAUCGACGCCAACCAUUUCAGUGUCUCUCACAGCGAUGGCUGGACUGCACAAAUCUUCCGAAGCGAUGGAACAACGCACCCAGGACCCCGAAAAGACUUCAAUUCGUGGGAUAGGCCGAUCGGGUUUCCUCACGGUGUCACCUUCGGGAGAAACUUCUUGCAGAUUGGCAACUUUCGCUUGGCAGCCAUGGACGGCAACCACCUGACCAUCUCCCACAUGUCUGGUAGCACUGCCGUGAUUUACCGAGGGGACGGGCUCGUAUUCCCGGGAACAACAGACUGGAAUGCCUGGCGGGGGGAGUUCGUCGCCGGGCCCGCCAGCGGCGUCCGGUAUGGGAAGCACUUCCUUGAGAUCGGCAACUUCCGGCUCGGGGACACGGAUGGGGCUCAUCUCGUGGUCAGUAAGGGACACCAGACCAUCCGAAUCUUCAGAUGGGAUGGGCGCCUUUUCGGGGGAGUUGUGGGCUUUGGACAGACCUUGGCUGAGACGCCGUUGCAGUCGCAUUGCGGCCUCAUCCAGAGCAGCACCGGCACCUGUCCCGGAAUCACCGCAGGUGACGGCUUCCUGCAGUUCGGGGACUGGCGCCUGGUCGUCCACUCGGACCACAUGCACUUCUCGAUCUCUCACCGAGAAGGCCAAACUGCCCUCAUCUUGAGCGGGACUGGCAUCGUCGUUAACGGACCCAACGCAGGCUGGGGCGGCUGGCACCCUUACUUCGAGCCUCGCCAUCCAUCGGUGAGAUUUGGCGACCACUUCAUCGAGUUACACAGCUUUCGCAUUGGCUCUAUCCGUCACGAGAACAAAGACUACCUCACCAUCUCGAGUGGGCACUUCCAUCAUGGGCGACUCUCCAUACUGGCAUUUUCGCGUGAGGGCGUGCAUACACACCUCCAUUUCGGCGGCUUGUAUUCUGGUCCACAUGCGCGCGUCCUCGGCGCGCCGAAGGGCAUCACUUUCGGCGAUCGCUUUGUGCAGAUCGGCAAGUUUCGAAUCGGAGACGUGGAUGGAAAACGGUUCUCCGUGGCGCACGUGGGAGAGGAUGCCAACGGCCACCUCAAGCAAAACGAUGACAAGACCAUUGUCGUGUACAAAAACGAUGGUUCGCGCGCAGAAACCCCACAGCCAGCAGCGAACGAGGACAUCGGUGACACCACUGUGGGCCGCCCCUUCACACCGUGCAGGCCUGUGGUUCAGCCGGAGCAUGAUAUCACCGACCGAAAUCGCACGGUGUUCCAUGCAUAUCCCUUCAAGGGCUUCCCAAAAGGAGGUCCGAUAUUAUCGGUUCCCAGAGCCUCCAAAACCCCGUAA
This is a messenger RNA of Symbiodinium sp. CCMP2592, 3453 nucleotides long. The record is from the annotation of a GenBank genome assembly. Lineage: Eukaryota; Dinophyceae; Suessiales; Symbiodiniaceae.